Molecule: messenger RNA, 904 nt
Organism: Aedes albopictus (Asian tiger mosquito)
Lineage: Eukaryota; Metazoa; Arthropoda; Insecta; Diptera; Culicidae
Exons: 3
Coding region: 205-891 (228 amino acids)
Source: RefSeq, a predicted model, not a curated record
CAGUGAAUACAAAAAUUAGAAAAAAAAAACGCCCUUUUCAAAUAAAUGGUUGCCAUUUCGCCGAUUGUUUUCGCCCGCUAAAGUGUCAAAACUGGAAUUUCGCCGUGCAAUUAUUACUGUUUAUUUACAUCGUGUGUUGUUACGCCGUAGCAUCGCGGAGCAAAAUUUCCAUUCAUUUACAAGUUCUAUCGAAUCAAUGUCGCGAUGUCGGAAGGAAUUGUGCCAAUUGAAUUCAUCGAUGGAACCGAGUUUACGCUGAGUGCUUACAACAGCAUUAUCAAAAACCUGCGUCCGAACCCCAGUGCCCAAAAUUCUCCAGAAAGUCAAUCCGUUUCAACAUGUGCAUCCAUGGACACCUCCCGCACGGAUACAGCGCUUGAAAUAUCCAGCCGUUCAUUUGGAGACGCUUCCAGCUCAGAUGUGACAGGCAAGAACCCAGAAUCAGCCAAUCGUUCUUCUUCGAAUCCUGGAGUACGCUUGUAUACACCACCAGAACGAGCUACGAGAUACAAGCUACAUGAAGUUGCAAUGAAACCCCCCGUAUCCAAUAGGAACGCUGGCCGAUUCGAACAUUCGAUUCCCAAGCGAAAACUAUCGUUUGCUUCAUCUGAACUACGCUCCCACAAUGUAACACCAUUGAACUGGUCGCUUAUGAACACAUCGUGCAUAUCGUUUUCCAAGAUCGUUUCGUCGACGCCUCUUUCGCGCUAUGGCGAUCCAAGGAACAUGCAACCGUUGGACUUAUCGGUAUCCUGCUCCGAGGAAUCGCCUCUCGAUUGUUCCUUGCGCAACGAAGAAAUUGAGCCAAUGAAUUUGGUAGUGAAGAUACCACGAGAAACACGACCAUUGCCUUCAACAUACGGUGCAUUAAACUUCGUAUGUCAUAGAUAGACGAACUCCUGAA